Messenger RNA from Onychostruthus taczanowskii (white-rumped snowfinch), 6816 nucleotides. It is a transcript of the gene NRIP2, whose product is annotated as nuclear receptor interacting protein 2. Gene Ontology annotation, molecular function: aspartic-type endopeptidase activity. Gene Ontology annotation, biological process: proteolysis. The transcript is spliced from 6 exons. The coding region runs from base 1315 to 2079 and encodes 254 amino acids. The record is from RefSeq and is a predicted model, not a curated record. Lineage: Eukaryota; Metazoa; Chordata; Aves; Passeriformes; Passeridae.
AGAAAGUGUCCUUUUGCUGUAACUUUUGUAGUCAGUUGCUGUUACUCAUUCUGUGAUGCACAUGAAAGCUGUUUCAGCCCUUGCUGGCUUUCCUGGAAAUGUAAUGCUGUCCUUAGCUUCACAGCUGAAUAAAGUUUUGGUUCCUCCCCUGUACCUGAUAUCAGACCUGGUGUUUAGUGGGGCAGUGCAUUAACCAGAGAAAAGGGAUCAAAAUGAGACAGGGUCAGUUCAAGUUAAAAUUCAUAGUUUCAAGCAGGACAAUAUAGAGACAGAAAGUUGAAAAAGGGAGCUCUACCAUGUCCUGUCUCCCCUGAGAGAAGGGAUGUCUGCUCUGGUCCAGACAUCCCACACUGCAGCAGUGUCAGCACUCUUUUGGUAUAAACAGGGAGCCAAGUCUGCUGGUAUCAACAAGCCAGUGGUUUUAGGCUCCUGCAACAUCAGAGGGGAUUGCCUUUGAUAGAGUGGGGUGAAAAUGAGGGCAGAGUCGGGCACAUUUGCCUUGGCUGGAAGCAGAAACCAGACCUUCAGCAUUUCAUUCAAGCUACACAGAAAAAUCCUUCAGCGCAGCCUAUUGCAAAGGCAUGGCACUCUCUGCAGAAAUGAGACUGGGCAUGCCUGCCAGGAGCCUUGAGGAGGAUACUCUCUCCCAUUUACCAAGGCACUGCAUCAUCCAGGCUGACCCGAGCUGCUGCCAGUAUUUACAAAGACACGGAGAAGCGUCAAAGCCCCCUGCCAGAGGCAGUGGAGCGCGCAGGCUGCCGCCGGCAGAUGUAGCGUGUCCCCAGGAGCCGGGGACAGGCGGGCACACGGACACGGACACGGACACGGACACGGACACGGACACGCGCGGUGCGUGCGCGCAGCCCGCCGAGGUAAGUCCAGCCCCCAGCAUCCAGCGGGGCCAUCCUUCUGCUGCUGGAUUUUUCCAGCCGGAGCAUCCUGCCGGCUCUGCCGUGAUUUAUGGAAAGCGGUUUCUGACGCGGGGCUUUUUCUAUUACGACACGGACCCACGGACUGGAGGAGGCAAAGCUGCAGUCAGGGCAGAAGUGAGGGAGGGGAAGAGGAGGGAGCAGAGGGACACGGAGGAGUGGAGAGGACAGAGGGAGAAACAGACACCGAGACACUUCAGAGAUGGGUGAGUUAUAACUAAGAGCAGGAGCAAAGGCACAGAAAGGAAGAGAAGGAGAGCCGUGAGGAAGGGAAAGGGAAAGGAGAUCAGAGACUGAGUCAGCUUCCAGAGGGCAAACACCAGGAGACGAGUUCAGGGAACACCCCAGCACAUCAAGAAGGACCUGUUCUGUCUGAAUCUUCACCAUGAGCACGAGGAAGAGCUGCCCCCUGCCACUGGGGCAAGGAGACCAGGAGGAGAAGCAGAGCGAGGGUACUCCCGACCUGGAGCGACAGGAGUGUGAGAUGGAGCUGAGGAACAAAGCUAUUCUGCAACAGAAGAGGCGCCUCAAACAGGCCACCCAGUUUGUGCACAAGGACUCUGCUGAUCUGCUGCCCCUGGAUGGCUUGACAAGGCUUGGCACCUCCAAGGAUCUGCAGCCUCAUAGUGUGGUCCAGCGGCGCCUCUUGGAAGGCAACCUGAACAAGCUGCGGGGCGAGGCCAGGGGUCAGUCUGCACGGGUUCAAUCUCCACUGGCAAAAGACCAGGAUGAAAAGAUGGAAAAGGGAGAGGACAGGAGAAAAGAGACUUCACCCCUGCUAAUACAGUGCCAGUGCCAAGGUCAGGUAUUGAAAGCAACUGUUAACACUGGGUGUCUACCAAACCUCAUCUCCAAGAGGUGUUUAAACCAGCUGGGGCUGGAAGAAGUGUCUGCCAUGGACUGUGAAGACCUCUCUCUUCCCAUCCCCAGCGUUGUUGGUCGAGUAGAACAUUUGGAAUUGCAAUUUGGCCAGGAGACAGUGCUGUGUUCAGCACUGGUUGUAGAUGAUGAAAUGCUGGAGUUUUGCAUUGGCCUCCAGACACUGUUGUCUCUUAAGUGUUGCAUCGACUUGGAGGAAGGAGUCCUGAGAUUUAAAGCACUCAGUGAGGAGCUGCCUUUUCUACAUGCCUCUGAAGAGCCUGGUCAGUGACUGGCUGCAUUCCCCAUGUCUGGAGACUUGCUGCCAUGAGAGAGAUGAGGGUGAUGCUCCCAUGCCCCUAACCUUGCUGAGUUCUAGGCUGAGGCAUUCAAUGGGGAGUGAGAAAAAGGCAAGUAGGUGCUGGAAGCUGUCACUGGGAGUGCCUCAACUUGAGAUAUCCUUCCUUUCAGUGGACCCUCUUGCUUGUCCUGAUGUGCCAAGUGGGCAUUUUGUUCUUGUUCUGCUAUUUGGCCCUAGUCACUCCAAUUUCUGGUUCUGUAAUAAAUUUAUGCUACCCCUUUAAUGACUUUACAACACACUGUUCACAAGAGAGUCUCUGUGAACAGUCUCCAGUUGUUCUAUUGACAGGAGAACAGCCUUUUCUUCAAAGACCUCCAAAGAUUACCACAAAUAUUUCCCUUCUUGUUGCCUCAAUACCAGCGUACACCAGUCCUGUUUCUUUGUCAGAAGGGCUCUGUUCCCUUUGUCUGUACUCUGGGAAGCUGGAUUUUGCUGCUUUUUGCUGGCUCAGAGCAGAACAGAAGUAUUUUCUUGGGAAAACUGUGGCAAAAACAGUUUUAGAGUUCUCUGUUCUAAGAAACCUUUGCAGAAAUGUUGAGUGCAGAUGCCUAAAGCACUGACAGGGGCUUGGGCUUUGCCAUUGCAUCUCUGGGCACUAAGCUAUAUUAUAUGAAUGGCAAUGCUUACCAUCUCUUGGUGUAUACCCUGUAACCAGACUUGCACACACUGUUCUUCUGGCCAGGCCACUCCUCUCUGCACUCCAGCUGCUAGAGCUGCAUCCCUGUUCCCUCUGCUGCCUCAUCAGAGAUCCUGCCACUCAGUUUAAAUGCUGCGAUGAAUUACAGCACCGAGUCUUCUGCUCUGUCAGCUCCUUUCCUCCAACUUGAAAUCCAGUGAUUAAACACAGACACAUCAUCAGCCUUGAGUCCUGGCAUCACACAGCCCAUCAACUUGGCUUCUCUUGCACCAAAUGAGAAUUUGUAGUAUCAGCUCAGGUUAGAAAGCUGUGAACUCAUCUGGAAUGUUAAAGGUGAUUAUUAAGUCACUUAACAAUUGGGUUUAUUUAAUUUCCUUAAUUUCUUUUUAAUUUCCAUACUAAAGCAUAGGUAUAUUAAACAUGCAUAAUCUAUUCUUAACUAGCUCUAUGAAAAAUGCACUAGAUCAGGGCUUGCUCCAUCCCUCAUGGCUACUGAUUCACUAUCCAAACUGCAAAAUAUACCUUUAUCCACCUUUAAAAGGCUGUGACAACCUCAUUUUGCCUAUUUUCCUGGAUUAAACACUGCUGACUCUCUUCCUUUUCUAUCCAACUGGUCAUUGUCUCUGUUGUGCUCCUCAAAAAACAUGUGUAUGCGUUUUUGUUUUGGUUUUUUUUGUUGUUAGUUCUUUUCUCUACAGCUGCAUGCUGUAGUUUAACACAUGCUAAGGACAUCAGAGUAAAGCCUGGCUGAUAUGAUCUGGGAUUCACUUACCAGUGAUAGUUGGCAUUGCUGGCAUGUGCUGCUCCCACAAGGAGCAGCAGACUUUUACUGUUACUCAUCAUAUCUUGCAGCUUCUGAUACAUUCCUUGACUUCUCUGCCACUCUUCUACUUGUGCAUCUAUUUCUGGCUGCAUGAACUGCUUUCCAUGAAUCUCUCGAGUGACACCAAUGGUUCUCUCAUUUAGUCAGGAAAACAUGCUUGCUCCAUGAGCCUGUCUUCCAAAGCAGCAGUAAUUCCUCCUGGAUUUGUAUCACUUGCAUGCCUGACUGGCUUCUCAGAUCUGUAUCAAAGGGUCUAGAUAGUUCACAUUUGUACUAAACCAUCUUGUAUUCUAGCUGCAGUCUACUAGGUGCCUGGGCCAAUUCUGCUGACAAAAUCUUGCUUGUGAUAGACAAAACACCUGUUGCUAUAUGCAUUGACUCACCCGGUUUCCAACUCCUACUGCCCUCUAAAAACAGCAUGUAGAACAAGGGCAAAUAAUCUAUACAUACAGAUACUGUGUCCAUUACAAAUCUUAUUAGUUUCUAUGAUCCAUUAAAAAAACCCCUCUAAAUCACAACCCCAAAGCUGACUUUAGCCCUUACCCAAACAAUAAACCCUAACAAUGACCCGAAAUCCUAAUCCUAAAUUUAACCCCUAAAACAAACUGUAACACUUAAUGCUAAUUUUAACACUUAAAUAAAAUCUCCACCUCCUAACUAUAAAACAUAACAUCAAAAAUAAUGCCCCUAAAUUUAACACUCUAAUGCCAACAUUUACCAUGUGACUUUAAACCCAAGACAGAAUCAUAAAGACAUUAACUAUAAACACUGAUCCCAAAACCUAACCAUUAUCCCCAACCCUAAACUCCAACCAUGAAGAUAACCGCAGCCCCUAAACCUAAACUCCAAGGCCUAAACCUAACCCCUAACUCUAAACCCCAAACCAUAUAACAAAACCUAACCCCAACUCCAAACACAUCCCUAACCCUACACCUAACCACAACCACCUAACCCUAUCUGAUGGCUUUUGUCAUUCCCACAAGGGGCUUGCUUCCCUCCAGAGCACCCUGGGGCUUUUACUGAGUUUUGCUUUGCCCUGCAAGGGGCUCUGUUCCCUUUCAGAGUGUCCCAGGGCUUUUGCCAGGCUUUUGCCAGGCCCAUAUAGGGCCCUGCUUCCUGUGGAUCACCACAGGGCUUUUCUUGGGCUUUGCUGGUGCCCAGGCAGGUCUCUGCUGCCUUCCAGAGUGUCUGACAGCUUUUGCUGGGCUUUGCUGGUGCCCAGGCAGGUCUCUGCUGCCUUCCAGAGUGUCUGACAGCUUUUGCUGGGCUUUGCUGGUGCCCACAAGUGCACGGGAAGGGGAGAGUCACCAACAGCUCCAAGUCCUGGGCACUUCCUCAUGAGAGCAGCACCCGGUGUCAGUUUUGCAGUUGGGCCCUGGCUAGGGCAAGGGUGCAGGAGCCUUCAGACCAAAGCCAACAGGAAUCUUUCCAAUGAUUUAAAAGGAGUGUUGGAUGGGAUCCUACAGAAAACUGCCAUGACUUUCAGUUGACAGUUCUGUCUUGACCACUGCCUGUCACUUGCAGCCCUGCAGAUACUGCACACUAGCUGCUGCUGGAAUUCACUAGGUGCUGUUCCUACAUGUCGGUCUUGGAAUAACUGCUUUUGGUCAUAUUCAGAACAUCCUCCAGCCUUUCUGAAGCCUUUCUAUUGAUCACAUGCUUCAUAUCCUGAACCACUAACAGUUCAGGCUCAUCUGUGAAUUAAUGUGCUAGAGCAGGUGCAAAUCUCCAGCCCUCUUGUCUCUGCUUAGUGACUCCUUCUUUGCACCCUCCUUACCUUCUGUUCACACUGGUAAAUGACAAAUGUCUUUCAAAAAGGAAUUAUUUCUAUUUUGGAGAAUCCUUUUAACACUUGCCUUGUACCCUGGCUACUAAAACACUCCCAUAUUGUGCCACAAUCUUGUGAGCCUUUUGUCUUUGUUGUAAAUGACUGCAUGUGUCAAUUCUCAGAUACAGAGAAGAUGUUUCCAAAAAAGCACUAAAUUAGUGUGAGUUCUUUUCUCAGCUCUGAAAUCAGCUCCAGGGCAGAAGACAUGCUCUUCACCUUCCUCCUGUCCAUGUCAGCUGAACAUACAGACCCAAUCAGUAAAAGUCUCUUUUGUCCAGACAUUGAGGAAUCUGUUGCCAACGGUUAUCUUGGAACCUACCCAUCAAGCUUUGCUGCAGGCAGAACUUCCAGAAAAAAAACCAUUUAUGUGACUAAAUGAGAGCUGCAGGUCAUGAUGCCAUGGCAGACACCUCACUUCAACCCGUUCACUAAAUCACAGUUGAAUCCUACAGGGCCAGUACCUGCCUUCCUCAUCAACACAGCUCCCGGUGGGUUUUCAACUCCCCAAGUUACUUGGCAUAAAAUGACACACUGUUACUGCAUUUCACAUGUGCAUUCUGAAUUCUAGCCCACAAACAUUUUUCUUUCUCCAAAGCAUUUUUGUGUCGUUACAUCUGAAGCAUAACCUUCAUUGUGAAAGAAGGAAGUCUUGGCUUUAAAAUGUGAUUGUAAAAUAGGACUUACAACAUCUCAAAGAAGCCAACUCAACUCCCAUCUACAAACAUGGUAAUUUUUAAGUCUUCCAACACUGGGAAGCACAGUAAGUAAUUUUUGAAUGGGCUGGCAAGGCUGAAGACUGUCUUAAUUGUAGUUUCUCUUGGAAAAACCUAUUAUACAGAUAUACUUCCCUACUCCCAAUUCCAGUCUUCUCUAUUGCUUUUGGGAGAUCAAGGGAACAAAGGAAUAAUCUAAAGGUCUUUUUCACUGAAGAUCAAAAAAUGCUAACACUUUCAUACAGAAAGCAGAAGUUCAGUACAAACUGCCAGCUCAGAGCAGGACACAGGCACAUCCUGCAUGUGUCCAGUACUGGCUUCCUUGUGAUGAGGCCUGUCCCUUCAAUAUAAAAAAUGGAAUGUUAUUAUUUUAGGGAUAAUCUCUUUGAACCACCUUGGUGGUCAGUUCCUAUCAGGGCUGCUUUCUAAUAGAGGGCACAGCAGCUGUGGAAAAGCCUGCAGGGAAACACCUGCCAUGGCAAAUCUCUGGAACAGUGUGCAAUACACCCAGGAGUGAGGAGAAGGACUUCUGUCCUUCCUGAGAACAUGCACUCUGCCAAAGCCAUAACCAGGACCACUUCCAGGAGCUUGGGGGUCAUUUGGUUUUACACAGAACGGGAGCUGCAGCCAUCCAUAUUCCCAAAGGCUUGCUCCUUCUUUUACUACC